UUUAUUUUCUCAAUGAACUUUUUAAUUUAUGAAACACGGUCAGGAUUCGCAAAAAUAAGCGUAAAUACGCAUAGAUAUUGAGUUGCUGACUACUUUUACAUGUUAUUUUCAGAGGCAAGGAGUACAAUAAAAUAAAAAUUUAAACCCUUUCACUUUCGAAUUCUUCGUCACGUACAAGGAAACCAUCCCUGACGCUUUGUCUGUCGUCUUCGUCAUUUUGGAGAACUUAACACCUAAAUUGUCGAAGAUAAUCAGUAUAUAGUUUGUCCACCUUAAUAAAUAAUGGCUCUUUUCGAGGUAACUGGUUUUAAGCCUUAUGCUGAACUCCGUGGGCAGAUUCUUCCAGCAGGACAGACGCACCUCGUCGACCGAACCAACCACUACAAUUUCGGGACCAAAACUCAAGAAUUUGCUGUUCCUCAGGGUGUAGACCCCUCAGGGUUUCUCAAAUCCUGCAACCGUGACGGUGUGUGCAUUGACCUGAACCACGGCACGACCACCCUCGCCUUCAAGUUCAGACAUGGAGUCAUCGUGGCUGUGGACUCCAGAGCCUCAGCUGGCCGGUACUUAGCAUCCAACGAUGUUAACAAGGUCAUAGAGAUUAACCCCUACCUGCUGGGCACCAUGUCGGGCAGCGCUGCAGACUGCCAGUACUGGGAGAGACUCUUGGCCAAAGAGUGCAGGCUGUACAGGCUCAGGAACAACCAAAGGAUCUCUGUGGCUGCUGCCUCCAAGCUGCUGUGUAACAUGAUGCUGGGCUACAGAGGCAUGGGCCUCUCUAUGGGCAGCAUGAUCUGUGGAUGGGACAAAGAGGGCCCUGGUCUUUACUAUGUGGAUGAUAAUGGGACACGUCUGUCCGGCCGCAUGUUCUCUACGGGCUGUGGCAACAGUUACGCUUACGGUGUGGUGGACAGCGGUUACCGGGAAGACAUGACGGUGGAGGAGGCGUGUGAACUGGGCCGUCGGGGUAUUGCUCACGCCACACACAGGGACGCCUACUCUGGAGGGUCGGUCAAUAUGUACCACAUGCGGGAGGAUGGCUGGAUAAAGGUGUGUAAGGAAGACGUGUCGGAGCUGAUCCAUCGCUACAGGAAGGGAAUGUUCUGAGUUUGACCACUAAACCCAAAUCAACCUCAGCUGUUCCCUGAUUACCUUCAGCAAUGCUUGUCUUCCCAUAAUAAUGCAACUUUUUUGUCAAUUAUGUGAAUGUAUUUUCUUGAAAAUAUAUUGAAAUAAUUGACAUCUAAUUUUGGAAAUGAAUGACCCAACUUUAUCUCACAGCAGAUUGGAUGAAGUGUGUGUUAAUUUCUGACUUUGGAUCAAUGAAAUAUAAGACUUAGAACCCUUUCUUUCCAUACAUAUGGACCUAAACUUUGCAGGAUAAAUUUAAAGAUCUUUGGUUGGUUAUUGUUCUCUAUAUUAUGUAAUGCAGGCACUGUGUAUGUUUAUACCUACAUGGUUCAGUGUAGUAUUUUGUUGUUUGUUUUACAUCAUGUUGAAAUAAUAUUACCAAUACAACACACAGAAAUAAAGACCGUUGUUCAACUCUCUGCUCUGUCCUGUAAUCAUUAACCUGAACUGAUACUUUAUGUUGCUUUAUGAUAUAUAAGUGUCAGGUUUAAAAUUAAUAAGAG
This is a messenger RNA of Centropristis striata (black sea bass), 1634 nucleotides long. RefSeq names its product proteasome 20S subunit beta 8A (gene psmb8a). The record is from RefSeq and is a predicted model, not a curated record. Gene Ontology annotation, cellular component: proteasome core complex. The coding region runs from base 283 to 1107 and encodes 274 amino acids. Lineage: Eukaryota; Metazoa; Chordata; Actinopteri; Perciformes; Serranidae. Gene Ontology annotation, molecular function: threonine-type endopeptidase activity. The transcript is spliced from 6 exons.